ACUCAACGCAGUGGCGGUCGCAGCAUCUCACUGACAAUUCCCCAUCUUUUUAGCCCGGUUGUUUUUUGGUUUUUUUUUCUCCGGCACUUGUCACCAGUGAGUCUGGAUAAAUGUAAGGGCAAGUCAUAGGGAAGACUACAUGCAUAUGACCAGCUCAGGAAGUCUAUGAUCCAAUGUACUUUGCACAUGUGACUGCUGUCUUCGGGUGACAAAUCAGCCUCUGCUCUUAGAUGCCUCCUGCUUUUAAAGACUUUGCCAGACCAGCAGUACUCAUGGUCAACCUCGCCAUACUUCGAUGAGGAAAGCUACUCCCCUCCACCCAAAAACAUGAAGGGUCUCUCCGGUGGCCGCCCCGCCCACCUGCAGCUCACCUCCCCCACCUCAGCCCACACUUGCGGCUAUGUCGAUGUUGACCAUUCCCUGGAGCAUCACCUACACCGUGGAGAUUCACGGCCCCCGUCCUACCUCCUCAGCCCCACCGAGAGCUGUCCCCUGGAAGGUCGUCACCGCUUCUCACCACGGAGCUCCAUCCACUCGGAGUGCAUGGGGGUACCAGUGUCCAUGGCACCCACCGACCACUCUGUCGCAUGUAGCACUUUUCCACGCAUGCACUAUGGAAGUGCGUCGCGGGACACCGGGGGAAACACGUCUGUCUGCAGGGAUUCCCGGGAUGAUGGUGGCUCCUCGUCGCAUGGCAGUAGUGGCAAAAUGAACCGAAUCCCUGCAAACCUUCUGGACCAAUUUGAGAAACAGAUGCCGCUGCACCGUGAUGGCUUCCACACUUUGCAGUAUCAACGUACCUCCACUACAACCACAACCACAGAGCAACGCAAUGAAAGCCCCGGACGGAUACGCCACCUAGUGCACUCGGUACAGAAGCUUUUCACAAAGUCCCACUCUCUGGAGGGUUCUUCCAAGAUGAACGGUAGCAAAAGCGACUCGCACCGGGACGGCUCGCAUCAUCAUCACCACCAUCAAAGUCACCACAAACACAGCAAGCGCAGUAAGAGCAAAGAUCGCAAAAGCGACGGGAGCGGGAGACAACGUUCAGGAGGUUGGUGGAGUUCGGACGACAACCUGGAUAGUGACAGCACAUACCGGCCACACAGCGUCAUGUCCCGACACCCCGUGGACCAAAUCACUCACUGCUACCCAGACUCGAUGCACAGCCACCUUGCAGGAGACCUGUCGCUAAAGACUUCCAAAAGUAACAACGAUGUCAAGUGCUCAGCGUGUGAGAGCAUAAGCAUGGCACCAGAGGGAAAGUUCAUGAAGAGGAGCUCCUGGUCGACAUUAACCGUCAGCCAAGCCAAGGAGGCCUACAGGAAGUCUUCGCUCAAUCUGGAGAAACCAAUGACGCCAACAGAUCUCAAGCCCAACCUCAGGCCGUGCCACUAUCUACAGGUGCCCCAGGAUGAAUGGGAAGGUUAUCCCGGCGACGGGAAAGAUGACGAGAUUCCAUGUCGUCGAAUGCGGAGCAGCAGCUACGUCAAAGCCAUGGGGGAUGAAGAGAGUGGAGAAUCGGAUUCCAGCCCUAAGACAUCUCCCCAGAAGUUGGUGCGGCCAGACGCGCUAAUCAAGGCCAUCAUCAGACCCAGAGAGCUGCUGGACUCUCACAGUCAGAGUUACCACAUGCAAACAGCCAUGCACCCAAGCAUUGCCCUGGACCCCUCUGCAAACUGCAACUCCCCCAAGUUUCGCUCCAGGAACCAAAGCUACAUGCGGGCAGUCAGCACCCUCAGUCAGGCGAGCUGUGUUAGCCAGGUGAGCCAGGUGAGUGAAACAGAAAUAAAUGGACAGUUUGAAUCGGUCUGUGAGUCGGUGUUCAGCGAGGUAGAAUCCCAGGCCAUGGAUGCGUUAGACUUACCCGGCUGCUUCCGAACCCGGAGCCACAGUUACCUGCGUGCUAUCCAAGCCGGCUACUCUCAAGAUGAUGAAUGCAUCCAACCCAUGGCCUCCACGGUCACUUCCACCAUCAGAUCGACUACAGGCAUCCGGUUCUGCCUUCCUUCGAACUGCAGCAACAUUGAGCGGACACCGCAGCUUCCCCCAGCCAUUACCUACACACCAAACUACAAGAAGGCCCCUCCACCCGUCCCACCUCGCACCACCUCGAAACCCCUCAUCUCCAUCACAGCCCAAAGCAGCACAGAGUCAACCCAGGAUGCUUACCACGAUGGAAGGCGCCCCCUCGGAGGGAUGUGGGGUCCUGAUGGCCUAACCCUGGGCCUGAGCCCCGGCAGGGCCCUAUAUAACUCCGUUGACAGCCUGGACAGUGCCAAGGCCGUAACUAUUGCCAUGGAGGCAGCUGGGGUCAUGGCAGGGAAAAGACACCCGUCCACAGACAGCCACAGUUCAGUAGUCACCUGUGACAAGGCCAUCUUGGUGUCGAGAGCAGAAGAGUACCUGAAGACACCUCGAUCUUCGAUAGGAAUACAGGUGGAAGCUGCCACAGAUUCGGAAUCUGAAAGCAAAGGCUCCCGGGAAUACCAUUCUGUUGGGAUCCAGGUGGAGGAUGACAAGAAAGGGCAAGGCCGCUUCAAGCGCUCCAACAGCGUGACCGCCGCCGUGCAGGCAGACAUGGAGUUAGAAGGCUUCCCCACGAUGGAGGACAAAGGCCUGCAAUUUGGCGGGGGCUUCCAGCGUCACUCAGAACCCAACACACCCACACAAUAUGGAGCUGUGCGAACCGUCCGCACCCAGGGGCUCUUUAGCUACCGCGAGGACUACCGUACCACGGCCGAACCCCCGAGUCCCCGGGAGACCACCAGUGAGCCCACGUGGCAGCUGGAGCCCCCCACCCCGCAUGAGAACGCUGUCCCAUCUGGCGAGUCGGGACGUAGCUCCCCGUCUCUGAGGAGAGAUGGUAGCUGGUUCAUGCAGCUGCUGCACACUGAGACCAAGAGGAUAGAGGGAUGGUGCAAGGAUAUGGAGGCAGAGGCUGAAGAAAAUGACCUGUCGGAGGAGAUCCUUGGAAAAAUCAGAAGUGCAGUGGGAAGCGCUCAACUGCUCAUGUCACAGAAAUUUCAGCAAUUCUACUGGUUGUGUCAGCAAAAUUUGGACCCCAGCGCCAUGCCGCGACCUACCUCACAGGACCUGGCUGGGUUCUGGGACCUGCUGCAGCUCUCCAUCGAUGAUGUCACCGUUAAGUUUGACCAGCUGCAACAGAUCAAAAGCAACAAUUGGAGGGCCAUCAACAGUCCGGAGAAGAAGCCUGCAGCUCCUGUACCAAAGAAGACAAGUCGACAGAAGAGUCUGAUGACAAGGGAGAAAUCCUUGGACCUGCCUGACAGGCACCGGCAGGAGGCUCGGCGACGCCUCAUGGCAGCCAAGCGGGCCGCCUCCUUUCGGCAGAACUCAUCGUCAGAGCGAGCGGACAGCAUCGAGAUCUAUAUUCCCGAGGCUCAAACUCGACUUUGAGAAGUUAGUCAGGAGAAAACUUCUCUCCGUGCUCACUUAGCCUUUUUCUAGACUUCCUUUAUCCAUCCAAACAUAGAGAAGCCAUCCUGAGUGGUCAGCAGGAAGGGUUUCUUGUUAGCAGACAUGUAUAUUGAACACGGGGCGACUGGUUUUCCCACUGGUUGCCAUAGUACCCAAACCACACAACCUCAUCCAGCAUUGUUUUCUUUUUGUUUGUUUUGUUAAAAUGCCAACAUUUGCAAAGUGCCAUUUGAAAAGUGCAGCUUUGAGAAACCUACCAGCAACCAGACCUUUGACCGAAAAAGAUAAGCAUUUUAAAGAGCUAAAAUCUCCAAUUUAGAAGUGUCAUUUGUUUCCCAAACCUAAUGUGAACUGGAACAAAAGUGCCAAUCCUUACGAUACCUCAUCUUUGUGCAUGUGGCACAGAUCCAUGUGUCAUUUUUCAUGGUAUUGCCAGUUAGAAGAACUCAGCACCAUGCACA
This is a messenger RNA of Nerophis lumbriciformis (worm pipefish), 3902 nucleotides long. RefSeq names its product discs, large (Drosophila) homolog-associated protein 2a (gene dlgap2a). The record is from RefSeq and is a predicted model, not a curated record. Gene Ontology annotation, molecular function: molecular adaptor activity. Gene Ontology annotation, biological process: signaling. Gene Ontology annotation, cellular component: glutamatergic synapse; postsynaptic specialization. Lineage: Eukaryota; Metazoa; Chordata; Actinopteri; Syngnathiformes; Syngnathidae.